AUGUCUUUAAGUAACAGAGAUCCUCUUGUGGUAGGGAGAGUUGUAGGAGACGUUCUUGAAUGUUUCACCAGAUCAAUCGAUCUAAGGGUUACUUAUGGCCAAAGAGAGGUGACAAAUGGGUUGGAUCUAAGGCCUUCUCAAGUCGCCAACAAGCCAAGAGUUGAGAUUGGGGGAGAAGACCUAAGGAACUUCUACACUUUGGUUAUGGUGGAUCCAGAUGUUCCAAGUCCUAGCAAUCCUCACCUCCGAGAAUAUCUUCACUGGUUGGUGACCGAUAUCCCAGCGACAACUGGAACAAACUUUGGCAAUGAGAUUGUGACUUACGAGAGUCCAAGGCCCAACUCGGGUAUUCAUCGUAUCGUGCUGGUAUUGUUCCGACAGCUCGGUCGGCAAACCGUGUAUGAACCAGGGUGGCGCCAACAGUUCAACACUCGUGAGUUUGCUUCCCUAUACAAUCUCGGCCUUCCCGUGGCUGCGGUUUUCUACAACUGCCAGAGGGAGAGUGGCUGCGGAGGACGAAGAAGUUAG
Molecule: messenger RNA, 528 nt
Organism: Eruca vesicaria subsp. sativa (arugula)
Lineage: Eukaryota; Viridiplantae; Streptophyta; Magnoliopsida; Brassicales; Brassicaceae
Source: the annotation of a GenBank genome assembly